GCACGUGCCCGGAGCCACCUGGACACUGCGCGCGGAGAGGAUGAGCAUCGCGGCGCUGCUGACGAGAGCUGCGCUCUGGGCGGCCCUGGCUGCGGUCGCCGCAGGGUUAGGCAAGUCUUUGGAGAUCGUGUCCAACUCCGGAGACGUCGAGCUCGAAAACUCACAUUUCAUGGUUUGUAAAGCCAGGGGAGGAGAAGGUACCAUCACUUGGCACAAGGAUGAAGAAGAAAUCGAGGAUGGCCAAGAUAAUUUUGUCAUAACCAAGAUUGACGAAGUAUCAUCCAAGCUGACCAUAAAAAACGCUAGGAGAGAAGAUGGAGGGACCUACAUCUGCUCCUGUGAAUUUGAGGAUGGGAUUGUGAAAACGGCCAAACAGACUAUCACCAUCAUCAUGAAGCCGAAGAUCCUGACCACCACUUCCUACUACGAGUUCCUCGCUGGCAAAGAUGCCACCAUGCCCUGUGAGGUCACGGGCAUCCCCAUGCCCACUGUCACCUGGAAGUUCAAAGACAGGGGCGUGAUUGACAGUACUUCCGGCCGGAUCUCCAUCCUGCCCGGCAACAGCCUCCAGAUCCAGAACAUCAGCCGUGUGGAUCACGGCACAUAUGUGUGUGAAGCCUGGAUCAAGGCCAAGGAGCGCAACGAGGUGGCCAAGCUCUCGGUCUCCGUAGUGGUCAACGCUCCACCCCACAUGAGGACCCAUGAGCAGGAGAAGAGUGUGGCGGCUGGUCCUGCCUCCAAUGUGUCUCUGACCUGUCCAGUCAGUGGACACCCUCCUCCGAGCAUCAGCUGGGCCAGUCCAGAGAGGUCUGACCAGAGCAGGUACCAGUUUAACUCAGACCACAGCGAGCUCAUCAUCCACUCGGUCAGCAAGAACGACGAGGGGGUGUACAACUGCACGGCCACCAACGCCUUCGGCACUUACUCCAGCAGAAUCGUUCUGGGAGUCUCAGUGAGGCCCGACGUCCAGCAGCUGGGCACAAGAGAGGCUCAGCCCGGCGAGACAGUGUCCGUCACCUGCCAGGCCACUGGUGACCCCACCCCUACAAUCCACUGGGUCAGGAAGAGCGACGGCCAGAUUUUGAGGCCCGGUGACCGGAUGGACAUCAGAGAGGACACGAGGUCCACCACCUUCACUCUGAGGCAAAUAGUGCCCUCCGAUGGCGGCAUGUACACCUGCAUCGCCAGCAACACGGUCGGAAAAGCGUCCCAGGACCUCAGCCUGCAGACGCCUCCGGCUGCGCCCCAGCAGGUCCGCGCCCACGCCAGCCCCACCUCCGUGCGGCUCUCCCUGGACGCGCCCUUGGCCGACGGGGGCUCCCCGCUGCUCCAGCUGCGCCUGCAGUGGAGGGAGGUGGCAGCCAGCGAGUGGAGGCAGGAGCUCGUCGGUGCCGGCGAUGCCCUGGUGAUCACAGGUCUCCAGCCGUACACCAGCUACAGCGUGCAGCUCUCCGCCAUCAACGGGGUGGGAGAGGGCAACAUGUCCCAGGAGCAGACGGUCCGCACCGUGGGCAUCAAAGGGGAGCCUGACAAGCCUGUGAUAUCUAAAGAGGGAACAUCUGAGGGCAACACCUACAGGAUUCCCUUCAAGCAGCUGGACGAUGGGGGCAAGCCCAUUAUUAAAUACAUUGUCCGCUACAGAUCGGAGGACAGCCAGCUGGAAAAGGAAAUGGAGCUCCCGGCGGACUCCAAGGAAGUGAUUCUGAAGGACUUGGAUUAUAACACGGAAUACGGGGUGGAGAUCCUUGCUGUCAACUCCAACGGCACCUCUGCUCCGGCCAACAUCUCCUUCCUCAUCCCCCAGCCCAUCUCCACCAAAGACGCCAGGUCUUCCCCUCAGAAGUCGGGCAUGGGGACGGGGGGCAUUGUGGGUAUUGUCAUGGUGAUCUUCCUGGUGGUGCUGAUUGCCGCAGAUGCCACCUGCUUCUACACCAACCGCUGCGGCAUGCUGAUGUGCAUCGCUGUCAACCUGCUGGGGCGCAGGCCCAGAGGCACCAAGGGCCUGGACCCGGAGGAGGCCGAGAUCUCCACUGUCCGCAGCGAGGUGAAGCUCAAAGGGGUCAGCACCCGGCGGUGCAGCAUCCCGAAACCGCAGAGCGGGGCGCAGGCCGAGGUCACGUGCGACAAAGCGCCCCUCACCAAGUUCGAGAAUUUGCCGCAGAAGAAAGAGCAGUCAAACGCUGCCACCUUCACUGAGGCUUGACGCUGCUGCCCCGCCAGGAGGUGACGCACCUCAAGGGCAGCUGGGAUUUGUAGUCUCACAGUGUCCCACAGUUAUAGACUACAACGGGCAGACACACCACCUAACAGUGGUAGCCUAAACAUCUCUACACGAAUGUCCCAGUUAUCUCUUGACGGCUAUAAUGUUCUGGAGAGAACUGGGACAUUUCUGCAGAAGCCUAUAGGCAAUUUCUCAGUUAUCUGUGUAAGGUCAAGGUCGUUCCCAAGACUACAGGAUCUAAGCAGCUGGGCUAUGUUGGGCUUGUAACACCAUUACAAAUAAACUGAUACAGGAAUCACUUUAAUCCUGACAUGUUUUUAAAAAUAGUGCUGAUGGUCCUUUGAUGGACAGCAGUAUUGUGCAGCAUUGCUCAAGUCCAGUUUUCUUGCACGGCUCUUGACGUUCCCAGAUUUCUCCUUGUUCCAAUGGGAGUACCUUUGGGAAUAAAGUAGGGCUACUAGCCUGGGAACAAAUGUAUUGUUUAGUUCAAUUUUGCUUUCCGUUUCCUCAGAAUGGUGUGGGAGAAAUUUGAUCCGGAUGGGAGAGUUCUCCAGUGAAGAAAUAGAAAUUUUAAAUUAAAGUGUGACUGAUGUCAGCUGCAUUCUUCUACCAUUUCCUUUCCCAAUUGGCCUGCUAGGGUGAGAGACCCCUGUUAGCCUUUUACCAAGCACACUGGUCACCCCAGGGCCAACUAGUCCCGAAGGCACCUCUGAGAGGAAGGUGCGUAGGGGAAGAGUUUCAGUGUCACACCACAGGUCUGGCCAAUGAGUGCGACACUGAAUUCCUUCCCUGGGCCUCUCCCUGGUGCUGAGCUUUGAGAAGUCUUUUUUGAGGCAGUUUCUGUUUGUUGUAUCCCAUUUAAAACAAGAAGGAGCCUGAAAGCAACCAAUGACCACAGAUGAGCAAAAUGGGAGGGUAGAUGUUGAAAUGCUCUGGCCUUAUCAGUCCUAAACAGUAUGCAGACUAGGUUUACUUUCUCCAUGUAGAGAUUUUAUUUGAACAAACCAGCACUAUCCAGGCACUGCCACAUCCCCUGUACAGACAAUCCCUCUGUCUCUUUCUCUCUCAGCAUCUUUAAUUGGAUGCCCCAGGAGCCAUAUUAAUACAAACCCCUGUCUCAGAAUAUGAAAAUCAGUGGGGGGCCCUGAGACCCCUUGGACAAUUCUGGCAAUGGCUCAGCUCCGGGAUCACCCACCCUCGUCACUCCAGGGUGAUGUCAGCCUUAACUCUCUCAUCUCUCAGAGGAAACAGCAGCCGUGUCAACACAGCCUGUAGAUAACAUUCCCUUUGUUUAAUGAAGGCUGUCCAGGCAGGAGCCCUUAGCCUGUACUCACAGCUGACCCUCGGGACUCACGCAAGCACUUCGUCUUACUGCCUCUAUUUAUUGGGUGAAAAUUGUGUAAGCGCAGCUCCUUUUAUAAGCUAUGGAAACUUUUAAGUGUACUAUAUUUAUUGAUGUAUAUGUUUAUAAACGUAGCAUAUCUUCUUGCUAAAAACACAAGGAAUUACCAUUCAUGCUGGUAGUUCACUGCUUGCCGUAGACUUCCUGUUUUAUUUCUGACGUUUCCUGCGAUUCCGCAGAAGUGUCUGUUAUGUCUGUGUAUCAGGGCAGUCAGGAGACACCAGGUCUGAGUGGUUGUGCUGCAGCAGAGUGCUCUUCUAUUCCCCUGUGAACAUGUGUCACUCCGAACUCAUUAAAACCCUCCAUUAACACAACUAUUAACCCUUCCAACACCCCAGCUGACCCACACUGCACUCUUAGCAGUCCAGGUGAAGUCCCCGCUGGCCGAUGAGAAGGAACUGGGGUGGGACUGAUAUCUGCGUGACACAGGCAUCCGAAUCCCAUCAGCAAAACCUGUGUGACGCUCAGAUGUGUCCCCCACCUCCCUGUGCAGGCAUUUCUGAAAUUUGUUAUUCAUUAAACACUCGACAGCUCUUUGGUCUUUGAGCGUUUCAGUCUCUUCCUCCUCAGCACAGAAUUCAGUUCUUUGAUCCAGAGGAUUUUGGAAAGUGUGUCAGACCUUCUCCAUGCUUGAAGUCUGAAUGAAUGAUUCAAUCACCCCUAUACAUUUUCAGUAGAACAGUCUGACAUUUGCCGGCUCUCGUAUUGUAUUGGAGCCUGAUCCCUCACUAUGUUUGUGAGGGAUCAGGCCGUUUCUUUAUCAGAAUUUCAACCGCAGUGACAUUUCACCACCUCCUGUUCACUGUACUUGUAACCAAACGAUCUCUCCUUGUAUUUUGUACAAAUAAGACUGUUUUUGGACUUUACCUAUUUUGUAUCAUGCACUGUACAUUGUGUGUAUAUACACUGUUAUUACAUGCAUUGUUUUGUAAAAUAAAAUAUCUCAAAAUUGAAACAAACAGCAUUGUCUCAGUU
This is a messenger RNA of Lepisosteus oculatus (spotted gar), 4598 nucleotides long. The record is from RefSeq and is a predicted model, not a curated record. NCBI's taxonomy places the organism in Eukaryota, Metazoa, Chordata, Actinopteri, Semionotiformes, Lepisosteidae.